Messenger RNA from Protopolystoma xenopodis, 561 nucleotides. NCBI's taxonomy places the organism in Eukaryota, Metazoa, Platyhelminthes, Monogenea, Polystomatidea, Polystomatidae. The record is from the annotation of a GenBank genome assembly.
AUGAUGUUCGUUGUACGACGGACGAGAGUUCAGCACGCUUUGACGGGAAUCGAGGCAGAUGGCCUCGGAAACAGCGUCAACAUGCAAGUUCCAGUUGGGCCAAUCGACAGUCGGUCGACAGGACUCGGCCAUCGUCUUCUGGUGGCAAUCUCUUCAGCGCACGCUUUCACUCGAAAUGGAAUUAAGCUCCACAAUCACCAUUUACAACCAAUCAGACUACUCAUUUCGCAUGUGAGUAGGUUGGGAUGCAUGAAACUGAGCGCGGCUGACCCGGCGUCAGAGCGAGAGGCUGUCAGUCGUCGAGGCGACGAGCAUCACAAGUUUCCGAGGCCGGAGGCUGGCUCGGACUUCACACAAAUUGUUCCAAAUCAGCAUUUUAGUGCACUUUUCAAGAUCGCAAUCCCAACUCACUGCUUUAAAUCUAAUUCAAAUUUGCUGUUACAAAUCGUCUUUCCAAUUCACUUUUCCAAUUAUCCAUUACCUCUCUUAUCUGCUUCGAGCCUUCACUUUUAUGCUCUCGUAGGCUUUUUGAAUGUGCCGAAUGAAGGAAUGAAUGAAUGA